This is a messenger RNA of Sitodiplosis mosellana (orange wheat blossom midge), 1839 nucleotides long. It is a transcript of the gene Rad9, whose product is annotated as cell cycle checkpoint control protein RAD9A. Gene Ontology annotation, cellular component: checkpoint clamp complex. The transcript is spliced from 5 exons. NCBI's taxonomy places the organism in Eukaryota, Metazoa, Arthropoda, Insecta, Diptera, Cecidomyiidae. The coding region runs from base 397 to 1761 and encodes 454 amino acids. Gene Ontology annotation, biological process: DNA replication checkpoint signaling; DNA repair; cellular response to ionizing radiation. The record is from RefSeq and is a predicted model, not a curated record.
GAAAUUCCAAAUGCAAUCUCACAUUCAACCGACGUUUUGGUUUGCUUUCAAUUCAUUUGAAAUUCAAAUAUUAUCGCUCACUGACAUUUUGGUCUAUUCACCACGGUCGUGGUGAAUACCGAAGUGUCAGUGGCGAAGAUUGAGGUUAAACGAAAACAUAAUGUCAAAUACGAAUAAAAUAGACCAUGUAAAACAUAAACAGUCAAACAAUAAAGAGAAGAACAAAAAAAAACAUUGCGAGAAAUUAACCGAUCUUGAUUUUAUUAAUUUUAUACGAUCUGGUGUUGAUCGUAGGUGCUUUGAGUCGAUUCUGUACAAAUAUUUAGAUGAAAUUGAAACAUCAAUUGGAGUAAGAUUUUGUGGACUUUGUUUGAACGCAGCAAAUGAAACUCAACCAUGAAAUGUGUGGUUACGGGUCAGAAUGCAACAAUUUUAGCGAAAGCUAUUCAUUCGUUUGCUCGCAUCGGGAUCGAGUUGUAUGUGGAAGCCGACGCUCGUUCGGGUUUAUCGCUUCGAACGGUUAAUAUGACCAAAUCGGCUUUUGCUUCGAUCGUCUUUAAUUUGGAUUUUUUCUCCAGUUUUAUGGUGAAAUCGAAGAAUGUCGAGGAAAAUCAGUGCAAAUUGUCCAUGAAGUCAUGCCUUGGUGUUUUUCGCAAUAUGAAACAAGUGGAGUCGUGCACAAUAACACUAGAUGCAAAAUCCUGCAAAAUGACUGUACAGUUCAAGUGUCGUUUAGAAACGAUUCGAACACAUCACAUCUCGAUUUUGGAACAUGAAACACUUCAGGCCGCCUACGUCACCGAUCGAUCGCUGAACGUUCUCGGUGGCAAUCACAAGAUUUUCAGCAAUAUUGUGUCGAGUUUCAAAGCAAACGAGGAGGAACUGUCGAUUAAGGCCAAUGAGAAGAAUAUUGUCAUUCAAAAUUACGAAGACGGUACACAAGUGGACAAUCGAUUUGUACGCUCCCAAAUCACAUUGAAAUCCGACGAGUUUGACAGCUUUAAAAUCGGCGAAAAUACAACAAUCACAUUUUGUAUGCGGGAACUUAGGGCCAUUUUGAAUUUUGCCGAGUCAAUGAACACGAGUAUCUCAGCGAACUUUGACACGGCUGGCAGUCCAGUGGUGUUUGUGAUAAAAAAUUACGAUACAUUCGAAGCGAAUUUGGUGAUGUCAACGCUAUCGCCCGAGGAUGGGGAGUUUGAGCGUCAAAGAAGCCGUUCGCUGGUUCAAAUCAAUUCACAGCUGACCAAUGUUGACAUUGAACGAACCGAUGCAGAUGUUGAUGAGGCAGCACAAGAUGAUGCGAAUGAGAGUAGUUCGUCAAGUUCGAGGAAGAGAAAUCUAUCGACUGCAAAUGGCACCGAUUUUGAGUUUGGUAUAAGCAGGCAACCGAUUCAAUUGGAUGUAAUGCGAAAGAAACGAAGAACAUCGAACGAUCGACGAGACACACGAUUGCCUACUCCAAGCGAUGCAAACACAUCAGAUCAAACGAAACCAUCGCAGCGUGUUGCACCCGUCAUCGACCUUGAAAGUGAAAAUAUUGAUGUGGUUUUCCAAGAAGAUUCCGAUCAAAAUGUUCCAUUCGGCUACAAUAACAACGCAGAAGAAUCAGAAAUGAGAGAAGAACCCAAUGCGAAUGGUGGGAAUGGUCGUGAUCAUCGUCCAAAAGUCAGAGAAGUCUUUGGCCGAUGUUUCACUGGAAACACGCAACCAAUUUCAUACGGUGACAUUCUAGCCGAAGCCUCCGAUGAAGAGAUGUAAAUUAUUUCUAGACUUUUAAGCUUUAUUUAUACAUUAAGCGCGUUGAGAAAUAAAUAAUUUAGUAUUUCGAUCACGAAA